Molecule: messenger RNA, 1983 nt
Organism: Paramecium tetraurelia
Lineage: Eukaryota; Ciliophora; Oligohymenophorea; Peniculida; Parameciidae
Exons: 7
Biological process (GO): regulation of membrane potential; potassium ion transmembrane transport
Cellular component (GO): membrane
Molecular function (GO): voltage-gated potassium channel activity
Source: RefSeq, a predicted model, not a curated record
AUGAAAAAAAAGGAGAGUCCGCUCUUUGGCAUAGAUAAUCCUCUCUAUAGUUAGAAUAUCUCGUCUCCUCGAUCUUAGGAACUACUACCAAUUUACUCUAAUGAAAAUGAGCAUGAGCAGCCAAUGGAUGAAGCAUUGAAAGAAAAGAGAAACAUUUUCGAAAGAAAUAAUUUUAGGGCAUUGAAAGACGGGCAAAAAUAAGAAAGUUCUGAGGAAGAUCUUUAUUUGAGUAGCGUCAGUGAUAACAGAUUUGAUUAAGAAUCUGUAAAAUCAAGAACAAAUUCCUUAAUUCGCCACUAGAGAAGUGUUAGUAUUUAGAAAAAUCAAAAGGGAAUUUUCAGCCCUUUGUAAAAAGUGAAUACUGGAUUAAUAAUUGAUUCAACAUACAAUUUAUAAGUUUAAGGAGUAAAAUCAAGUUCCAAAAUUGAUAAAUACUAGAGUUUUGUACAAUAAUUUGAAUUGGAAGAAGACAAAAUGAGAAAGAAUAAGGAAUUAAUCUAGCAAAAGAGAAUAGCGGAAUAAAUAAAGGGAAAAUUGGAUUUAAUGAAUGUAUGGGCAGCGAAGGGGUUUAUAAUAAUACGAUUAGUAUCCAGAUUUAUCUAAUAGCUUAAGACAAAAACCGAAACCAUAAAGUUUAGACUGCUAACAAGGAAAAUAUUUUCCGUCAUUGGAGAUGUGUCUAGUAAUUUUGAAUUUAUCUUAAUUUCUCGUUAAAUUAAGUAAUAGCCUAGUUUAUUUUUAAUUUUGAAAUAUAAUUUUCAGAAAAGAGCGACGAGACUACUACAUUGUUUGGAAAAUUGUUAAGAUUUCUUAAGCAGGAAUAUCAUUGUAAUAAGACCAGAUAGCAAAUUCAAAAUAAUUUGGGAUAUUUUGUUAUUGCUUUUCAUUGUGAUGAACAUAUUUUACAUCCCCAUAAACAUCAGUUUCAAUAUUUCAACCUCAGGUGUGUUUGAAUACUUAUUUGAUUUGCUGCCAUCAUGGAUUUUUGUUGCUGAAAUCAUUAUUAAUUUUAAUACUGCUUAUUAUGAUAAGGGAUUAAUGCAUGAAGAUAGAAAGUCAAUAGUGAAACAUUAUUUAAAAGACAAUUUCUUUUGGGAUUUAAUUGUAGUAAUACCAUUUUUAAUGUCUAAUUUGGAUAUACCAUUCGUUAGAUAUACCUUAUUACUUAGAUUGACGAGGUUGGCACCAUUAAUGGAAAGCAUUGAAGAAAUGUUGAAUUUGGAGGAAAAUAUACAAAUUGUUGUUGAUCUUUUAAAACUUAUCUUUUUUCUUGUUUUGACAGGUCACUUCUGUGGAUGUGCAUGGCAUUUUGUUGCCUUAACAGAAUAUGAAUCAUUUGGUAUUACAGAUAAUUGGCUAACUCAUUAUGACCGAUAGGCCUUUGAUUAUCAUUGGUUUGACAGAUAUAUCAUAUCUCUUUAUUGGAGUGUAAUCACAACAGUUACAGUUGGCUAUGGAGAUAUAGUACCUGUCACAACGUUUGAAAGGAUAUUUGUAAUCAUUGUAACGCUAUUGCUUUGUGGAGUGUUCGGUUAUUCAAUUUCAAAUAUUGGCAACAUUUUUAAAUAGAUGUCCGAUAAGAAGACUAUCUACAAAUUUAAACUACGCCAAAUUCAUUCGCAUAUUAGAAAAAGAGGUCUCAAUUUAAAUCUAUCAUUAAAGGUGAAGAAGUAUUUUGAGUACUUUUUCCAACUGGAACAAGAAGAAGACAGCCACGCAGAAAUAUUCAUCAGUCAAUUAACCAAACAUUUAAGAGAGGAAGUGUUGACUGAUUUAUAUUGCAAUACGCUUAAGAAGUCAAGAUUCCUUAGAGAAAACUUUAAAGAAAUAACCAUCAAUAAUUUAUGUCAAUAUGUUAAGGAGAAGAAAGUGUUGCCUGAAGAGGUUUUGUAUUCUCGAUUCGAUCAACCUAGGAAAGUUUGGUUUAUACUUUCAGGAGCCUUGGAAUUUGUAGCAGAUCACAAGAGUAAUUUAAAUAUAUGA